AUGCUUUCCAAAGUAGCUGUUAUUUUCACGGUGGCGGUGGGACUGGCUUCGGCGCUUCCAAGUACUGUUUUGACAAGUCGUGGGGAGGGCAAUUGUAAACCUUUCAGUGGUAACUUUACCAUCAAUCAAUAUCAGCUAUACCCCGAGAACUCGGACUUUGAUCCUAGAUCGUGUCUUUUAUACAUCAGGUUCGUCUCGAUCCUGCUUAGCUCCUUGAGUUGCACGAUCAAGAGAAUAAGGAUAACUUACUGACCUUUGAAUCCCACAAAAAGCUCUCUCUACAAUGCUACCGUGGUCGUCUAUGAUCCGUACAGUGCCAAAGUAGUCGAUACCCUCGAAUUCCCGGGAAUCGCUAAUAACGCAGCUUUCCACUUGGCGGGGAUAGAAGUCGAUAAAAGAUCAGGACUUAUCAAUAUCAUGCCCAACACCGCCGCAGCAUUCGACACCAACGGUGCAGACGUCUCAGGAACCAACUACCUCAUCCAAUGGGAUCCAACUACAAGGCAAGUCGUCUACCAGGUCAACUUGACCGAGACGUCCCAGGGACAAUACGGAGGCUUCCAAGACAUCACCCAUGAUCCUCUCAGCAAUACCUACGUCGUCAGCACAUUCGGCUCCAGCAUCCUGAAAAUCUCCCCUGAUGGGAAGAAAUUCAUCCCGUGGUGGUUACCCCAACCCAUCAACUCUUCCAUUGUCGGAACCGAGGGACUAGCAGCCAACGAAUGGGUCCUCCUUUCCAACGACCGAGCCAGCGGACAGCUUUGGAGCUUCGACAUGCGAGCUGAGACAGGCGUCCAAGUCAAUGUCCCCAUCUCCCCUCCCACCGACCUGGGCUGGAGUGACGCCAUCUACCUGCCUCCCAAGUACCACGGCACUGUCCUUCUCGUGGCGCAGCAUCAGGAAGACUCAGCUGGCGUUGCGGUCCUGAGAUCGAGAGAUGGCUUGUGGAGGAGUGCGGAGUUCUUGGGUCAGGUCCCUUGGGCGCAGGGACUUGGGCCGUGGACGACGAGUACGACGUGGCCGGUUGCGACGGUGGAGAUUGCUGGGAGCUUGUAUGUUGAGUUGGAGAACUUUUUGGAUACGCCGCUCCCUGGGUCUGCGGCUGGGGAUAGAUCGGUGUUUCCUUGGAUUGAUAUUACGAGGGAGGUUGAGGCGCUUGUUGGGGCGUGA
Hymenoscyphus albidus is the source of this 1170-nucleotide messenger RNA. The record is from the annotation of a GenBank genome assembly. Lineage: Eukaryota; Fungi; Ascomycota; Leotiomycetes; Helotiales; Helotiaceae.